This is a messenger RNA of Musa acuminata subsp. malaccensis (wild Malaysian banana), 2837 nucleotides long. The record is from RefSeq and is a predicted model, not a curated record. NCBI's taxonomy places the organism in Eukaryota, Viridiplantae, Streptophyta, Magnoliopsida, Zingiberales, Musaceae.
ACAGCAGCUUCAUCGCGAAGCUCACCGAGAGAGAGAGAGAGAGAGAGAGAGAGAGAGAGAGAGAGGAGAGCAGGACGAGAGACAUGGCGGCUGCCUUGGGGAUCCCGAAGGAGUACGGCUACGUGGUGCUGGUGCUGCUCUCCUACAUCUUCCUCAACUUCUGGAUGUCCUUCCAAGUCGGCAAGGCCCGCAAGAAGUACCAGGUGUUCUACCCCACCCUCUACGCCAUCAAGUCCGAGAACAAGGACGCCAAGCUCUUCAAUUGCGUCCAGAGGGGGCAUCAGAACUCGCUGGAGAUGAUGCCGGUGUUCUUCGCCACGCUGCUUGUAGGCGGCCUGCAGCUCCCCGUCAUCGCCGCGGGGCUCGGCGCCGUCUACACCGUCGCCCGCUUCUUCUACUUCAAGGGCUAUGCCUCCGGCGUCCCGGAGAACCGCCUCAGGAUCGGGGGAAUCAACUUCCUGGCCUUGUUCGGGCUUAUAAUCCUCACGGCGGCCUUCGCGAUGAGCCUUAUCCUCGAUGUCAACAUGCAGUCUCGAUCGUCUUCUUGAAGCUUUGCUGUUAGCACAUGAUACAACCUUUUCUUCUUCUUUUAUCUAUGUUGAUCUUUACAUGCUGUUCAUUCCUACGCGCUGGCCAUGUAUUCUGUUUUGUGCAUUGACCAUGUCGGUCAACACCCUAUUGGGGUCAACUUUGGUUCCGUAUUUAAUAAAAAAUAAUUUAAUUUUAGAUAUAUCUCUCCAAUCACGCAUUUCGCCGGUGAACAGCACGAUAUUUGAGAUGGAGAUCGACGAGUUUGCCGUGAGUCUAAACGACUGCAACAUUGGAGCAAAUCUCUUCUCGGAUCAGGUAAGAUGUUUGGAUUGCGACCCGAACCCGAUGGUCUGUAUAGUUUUUAACGGUCUAUCUGAGUCAGGCUUUAAAUCUCGGAUAUCCGAAUCCAAAUUCUGGACGGAUCGGAUCCGAUGAGCAUGUGUCGUACGAGCCAGGCAACACAGAGUGUCAUGAGCAGAGCUGUGUGAGGCCCCACAUCUUCUGGGUCACUCAGGGAUGGGGUUGGUGUGGGGUCCCACGAUCGACCGUGAUCAAUGGCACGCACGAGAUCGAGGGAGCCUCCAUCCUAACCUUGUGCUGACCGGGUCGCAAACAGAGCCCAUAAACGACGCGGGCCUCCGCGGUCGCCUGCACCAGAUCAGAUAACCCUAACCCUCGCUCUUCUUCCAGCUCGAAGCCGCACUCAUUGCUCGAUCGACCGUCCCGUCUCGGCUCCUGGGAAUUGGGGGAAUCCAACCCCAACCCAUCUCCUCUCUCCCCCCACCUUCCCAGCCUCGAUCCCAAGCCCCGAAUCGACCCCACUGCACCGACCACGAGAGGAAGGACGCGAUCGAUCGAGCCCUAAAUCCAUCCUCCAUGGCCGCGCCCACCCCGACCCCAAUUCCCCUCGCCCAAAUCGAAUCGUCCACGGCUUCCCCUGCCGCUGCUGCGGUUGCUGCUGCUGCUGCUGCCGCCGCUCCUCCCCCGUCCAAGCUCCCCAUCAAGCGCAAGAAGACUCCCCAGCCACACUCCCAAGAACAGGCACAGCCCCACCUCUCCUCCCCCGACCCCCUCCUCGUUCCCGCCCCUUCCUCCUCCUCCUCGGAUCCACCCCUCGCCGCUGACCAGGGCUUCGACGAGGACGAUGACUACGAUGAUGGCGACGACGACUACGGCGCCGCAGCGGCCGCCGGGUCAGCCGCCCCGAUCGACGUGCGAGCCGGCGGGGCUUCGGCUGCCGCGGCCCCUCCCUUCCGGUUCCAGCGUGUGUGGUCGGAGUCGGACGAGAUCCGGUUCCUCCAGGGCCUCCUGGGCUGCUGGUCGCAGGGCCUGGUUUUCCCUCGCGACCUCAACCUUUUCUUCGACCGCUUCUCCGAGUCCAUGCCCCAGCCUUACACCCGGUCGCAGCUCUCCGAGAAGCUCCGCCGCCUCCGCAAGAAGUUCCGCGUCAUGUCUUCCCGCAUCGCCCGCGGCCAGGACCCCGCCCGCCUCGCCCCCCACGACCGCGACGUCCUCCACCUCUGCACCCGCCUCUGGCACCCCUCCUACGCCGCCUCGUCCCCCUUUUCGGCCCCCGACGCCCUCGCCCCCGGCAGUGGCGGCAACAAGCGUCGCCGCCCCAACCCGCGGGCCCCCACUGGCCAGGCCCGCCCCGACAACCCGCCUCCCUUUCCCGCCCCUCCUCCUCCUCUUCCCGCACCUAUCGCCACCCUAACACCUCCUCCACCCCUUCUUGCUCUUCCUCCUCCUACCGACGAAAAGGUGGCCUGCAUCGGUGCGGGCACCUCCGUGAACGCGCUUCAUCCUGUACUGGAAAACGAAGAAAAGGAGGUGAAGGUGGAGAAAGAGGAGAAGCCUCUGUCGGGGGUGGGUAGGGAUGAGGUUGCUCCUGGCAUCGAUGUGCCAAGGCAUCUGUUGGCGAAAACCAUCCUGGAUGUGUUUGAUGCGUGCCUCAACGAGUUCAAGGUGACCGUGGCAGGGCAGGGGCUCGUUUUCCCAGGCGGCUCUGCUUCGUCCGGUGCCGCUGGUAGGAGUGACCUGGAGCAGAGAUGGCGGGAGCAGCGGGUCACCGAGCUGGACGUCUUGGGCAGGCGCUUGAGGUUGGUUCUCGAGAAAACCAUCCAGAAUUGAACAGUCUGCAGGGAAAGAAACUAAUUUGGAUUCUCCUCUGCUAGGAUGUGUUAUUAGCUUCCAGUACCGUUUAUUUAUGCGUUGCUUUACGAGUUUGUACAUCGUCGUAUCCGUAGUUCAUGUAGUUCUUGCGUCUUAAUAUAAAUGUUUGUCUUUGUGGUUGCAGCAGAAUCUAA